Molecule: messenger RNA, 2129 nt
Organism: Lates calcarifer (barramundi perch)
Lineage: Eukaryota; Metazoa; Chordata; Actinopteri; Centropomidae
Gene: bub1bb
Product: BUB1 mitotic checkpoint serine/threonine kinase Bb
Biological process (GO): meiotic sister chromatid cohesion, centromeric; mitotic spindle assembly checkpoint signaling
Molecular function (GO): protein kinase activity
Source: RefSeq, a predicted model, not a curated record
UUUCUGGUUCCUCCAAUCAGCUUUCUCCAAAUGCUUUCGUGUCCUAGUUCAAAAUACAGAACCGACUGCUCAACAGCGACCCACGCAACAGCUUUGUAGUUGUAAUAUAAUCUGGAAAAGAGACGAAGGAGAUUUGUAAGCGGCAUCUGGUUGUUUUAAUUUCCACAAUGGCAGAAGGAGGAGAUGUGGAGUGGGAGCUGAGCAAAGAAAACAUCCAGCCACUGAAGCGGGGCAGAGACAUAUCAGCCUUACACCAAGCACUCAGUCAACAACAGGAUGGACUCAGCUCUGCCAUCAACCAACAGAGACAGGCCUUUGAGUCUGAACUGCGUAUGUAUGACGGAGAUGAUCCGCUUGAUGUUUGGGAUCGGUAUAUAAAGUGGACAGAGCAAACCUUCCCUCAGGGAGGAAAGGAGAGCAACCUCGCCACGCUGUUGGAACGGGCUGUGACCAGAUUCACAGAGGAAAAGAAAUAUCACAAUGACCCACGCUACGUUGACUUGUGGAUUAAAUUUGCAGAGACCUGCCCGGAGCCACUAGACAUUUACAGGUACAUGCAAGCACAGGAAAUAGGAGUGACACAGGCAUCUCUCUACAUCGCUUGGUCUGAGGAGUAUGAGAAUCAAGGCAACUGUCGCAAAGCAGACCUGGUCUACCAGGAGGGAUUCAAGAGGGGUGCUGAACCGCAUGAUAAGCUCCUGCAGUUUCACAAGGCUCUGCAGGCACGUGUGUCCCGCCAGGUGAUGAUGCAUGUGGAGGAGGAGGAGGACAGUGAUGAUGAACCCAAAGAACCAGAGAGAGUUUGUCUGGCCGACCUCAGACACAAAGGGAAGAAAAAGGCCAUUGCUCCAGUUAACAGAACCGGUCCUGCAAUCAGAAGUAUUUCUGGAGGCCUACAGUCACGCGGUGCUCCUGUGCUUGGCAAUGCAUCGAACAGUCGGUUGGUCAUCUUUGAUGAAAAUAAGGCUCAAAGUGCUGGUCCAUCAGACCUAUAAUUGGAGUCCUGGAUGGCUCCUCCCACUUCUAGGGCUAAGGAGAAUGAGCAGAGACCAGAAAAAUGGUGUGAUGUCAAGAUGCCCCAGAAGUCCAAAUUUGGACGUACUGUUAUAGCUCCACCACCACCCAAACCCACCUUCCAGCCAUUUGUUGAGGAGUCAGACCAGCCUCCAACAAUGACUCCAUGUAAGAUCAACCCAGCUGUAAACACAGUUUUGUCAGCGCGUAAGCCAUGUAGAGAGGAAACUCCUCUGAAGAGACUACAGGAGCACCACCAGCAGCAGAAGGAGGCCGAGUCAGGAAAGCCACAGGAGCAGAGCAUGUACUGUAAAGAGCUGCUGCUCAGCGGCGCCACCGAAUUCUGCUUUGAGGAACUGCGUGCUGAACGCUACUUCAAGAAGAUGGCACAGGAAUCACAGGAGGCUAGAGGUCAAAAGGACCAGGCUAGUGGCAGUGCUGCAAACUGAUACAUCUACAAAGACUAACGAUUUCAUGGAUGUUUUAUGAAUUUUCGAGAUUAUUGUCUGCAAGCAUCAUGUAUUUACCAUUUUGCAUUGUGUGUUGUAAAUAUUUUGUUUAUAAGGAGCCAGUUACUCAGCAAGAAAAAAAGAGGAAAGAGGUUAAGAUUUUUUAGAAACCUUUUGAACUGAAGACACACUAUUUUAGCUUCAUUAAAAAUACAACUGGAGGACCAAAUAAUGUGCAAUCUAAUGUAAUCCAGUACAAAACACCACAAACGAAACACACUGUAGAGCAGAUUACACAUCUAUGUGAUUUCUACAAACAAUAUAGCCUUACAGUAGUAUUUAUAGAGCUAUUGAAUUGUAUUGUUAUGCAUCCACCUCUUGUACAUACUGAACACAUUUGUUUACUGCAGGCUCAAGUCUCUGGCAGAAAUACUAAUACUACCACAAUUAUUCCUGAUUUCACUCUUAGUUGAUUCAUACAUUUUUCGCAGAUUGCUCUUAAGAGCUUUUUAUGUCUUUGUCUUGAGCAGAUUUUUCUAUACAGUUCCAUCACAGUUGAAAAAGGGCUUCAGUGAGGUGAUUCAACUGGGCUUUAUGUUUCAGUCUGAGUAAAUUGUCCCUUUUGGGCCAUGUGUCACUGAGGUUCAAUAAACUUGUUAAAAUGUC